Naegleria lovaniensis is the source of this 3720-nucleotide messenger RNA. RefSeq lists its product as uncharacterized. The record is from RefSeq and is a predicted model, not a curated record. Lineage: Eukaryota; Heterolobosea; Eutetramitea; Acrasida; Naegleriidae. The transcript is spliced from 2 exons. Bases 1 to 3720 code for a protein of 1239 amino acids.
AUGAGCACCGACAUUUGGCCAACUCUUCUCAACGAUUUGAGAGACAAGAUUGAAAUUUCGAAACACGACAAACCCAAUAGAGAAAAGAAACAACUUCUCAUUGAUGCUUUGGAUAGGGUGUUUGAUGAAAUUAAAUCAGGAGAGUACAAUUAUCCAAGUACUAUUCUUCAACAGCAUGCACCAACGUUGUUCUCUAUUUUUGAAGAUAUUCUCUCUCACUUUGAUGAUUGGUCCUUCAAGCAAACUAUUUCAUUUGCUCUCAUCCACUUUUACUUUACUUUUUCAAAGGAUGAUUUACUCAAAUUAUUAAAGACUACAAGCACGACAGAGCAACCAGAACAUCAUCAGCCAGGUUCGGAACACCAAGUCUUGAAACAUUUGCUUCACAACAUUACAGACUCUAAAAGAGAAGUACGAGAUGCUACUGCUCAAUCAUUGGGUGGUCUUUCCAAAGUCGUUGGUGUGGAUUCAUUUCUUUCAAGAGAAUUUGUGUUGGACAUUUUACAACACCCAAAAAAGAAACAACCGGAGGAGCCUUACAAGGCUGUUGAAGGCUUGAUGAAUACUUUGGGAUAUAUUUUAAAGAAUUGCACCAUGAUUUCUCGUGAUGAUUUUGAAUUUAUCAUUAAUAUUCUAUUUGAGCACACGAGUGAUCAAAAAUUUGAAAGUUAUUCCUCCUAUGUUAGAAGAUAUGCUGUCAGAAGUUUAACAAAAGCAUUGGAAUCGCCAAUCAUUCAUGAUAUGUGUGUCAACAUUCCUUCCCUAUUAAGCCAAUUUAAAAAGGUGAUAUUUGAAAGAUUCCAUGAUCUCGACAUUGAUGUGAGAAGAGCCAAUGGAUUGUUAUUUUUGAAUUUCAUGAAAAUGUUAAUCAAUGAUCAAGAUCUAUCAAGUCGUCAUUUGUUUCAACAACCCAUUAGUAGUACUACUGCAUCUAUUACUGCAUCUAGUUGCACAAUUACCGUUUCAAGUAUUUUAGAAGAAUUAAUUUCUCUCACUCACUCAUCACAACCAUCAUGGCAAUACCAACAUGGUAUUUGUCUUGCAUUUGAAAGUAUUUCCAAAUCAGUGAAUCUCUUGAACACACUUUCUUCUCAACUUGUUUCAACCAUUAAUUCAUCUCUUUCUAAAGUAUUGACAAGUACUCCAACAGCAAAGCAUGACAAAUCAGCAUCAAAUCCCAAUGCUAUUGCUGGUAAAACUCUUUGCAAUAUAUUUAUUACAAUAUUCUUGAUGAAUACUACUAAUAUGGAUUGCAAUAACGCUGAACAAAUUCUCUCUCCCUAUUGUCAUGGUGAGGAAGGUAUUCUUUCUUCUUACUUGCAAUUGAUGAAGGACAGUAUUAUCUUCAUGUUGAAGAGUGAUGAUCCUCUCUUACUAGAUGCUGGUAAUUAUAGUGUCAUUCAAUUACUCUCCAAUGGAUCUCUUCUCAUUCAAAUUAUUCAAAAUUCAUUUUUAAAUGAUUUAUUAUCAUUGGUCUAUAAGAAUACAUUCCAUGCCUCAUAUCCGAUCAAAUCAGGUGCCAUGCUCUCUUUGAAUCGAGCAGUACAAGUCUUCUCCUCUACAUCUUCUGAAUACUCUCUUCAAGAUUUAAUUACUCAAUUGACUGUGCAUGUCAUUUCAGUAUUAAUAGAAGAAUCUAAAAGUACAAAUUAUGAAGUGAGAGAAUCUGUAUUCAAAGCCUUUGAAGAUUUAUUUAUGAAAACUAAAAAUAUAGAACCAUGUACAAAUAUGGAAUUGAAUCAACAAAUAUUCCAAGUAUUACAAUUUGGUGCUACAGAUACAAUGAAUGGUUCAAACAAUUCAGAUUAUCCUAGAUGUGCUGCUAUUCAUGCUCUUUCAUCCUUUUUAAUAUAUUUGAAACAAGAAGAACAGAAAUUCUCUCUUUUGAAAGUGAUUCAACUUGUUGAAAAGUUAUUGACUAGUCCUAAUCAGGAAAUGGUGAUUAUUAUUGCAACAUUGAAAUUAGCAAGAGUUAUUGAUUUGUAUUACAACGUGGGUCAUUCUACAAUCAAAGAUUCACUUCAAUCUCUCUAUGGCAUUAUCAUGAUUUUAUCGUAUCAUGGUGAUGAUGAAAUUAAAUACUCUGCACUACCAUUGAGAACUUCAUUGAUUGGACAUGUGAAUCAAGAAAAGAUUCUUUCGAUUUGUUCUUCUUUGAGUGAACAUGCAUUGAAUCCCAAUAUUGUCGAUGAAGAAGAGAAGAGAGAAGCAGCAAGUUAUGUAUUGAGAUUUUUAGUGAGUUUUUCUGAAAUGUUCAUUCAAGUCAUGAAGGCUCAAUCACUCUCAACAACGACAGGAUCGAACUCUCUUUUGAAAAAGUUGAUCACUCUCGUUGGACAUGGUCUAUUAUUAGAAGAUCAUCGAGACUCACCAAUCAUUCAAGCGAAUUGUUUACUCUUUUUGAGAGUAUUGAGUCAAGUGAUUCUCUCUAUUGUUGAGGUCAAGUCUCUCGACCGGACGAGUACACGAAUUUUACAAACACUUGUUCAAUAUUUGGUCUAUUUAUUGGCCAAUCAUGUGAAGAAUUUUGAAUUGGAUGAAGAAUUAUUUGAAGAUAAUGAUGAUGAAGAAGAGGAUGAGGAUGAAGAAGAUGAAGAAGAAGAGGACAAUGAAGAAGACAAUGAAGAAGACAACUUUAAACUUCCUCAAAAACCAUCAAAAUUCAAUGCUCAUCGCGCCAAAAUUAUUAUGGAUAUUCUUGCAUCCUUAUUGAAUAUUCUUUCAAAGAAGAAACAACACUUGGUUGAAAAUGCUCUCAAGAAUCUCUUCACUCAAUUCAAACCACAGAAUGAGACCAUACUAUCAUUUAUCAUUCAAUCUUUAUCAUCGAAUUCUCUUUAUGAAUUAUUGAAAGAAAUCAUUCCUGUACAUACUCGUAGUACUAAUCCAUUAGAAGAAUUGAUUGAAAAUCAUCAAGGAAGACUCUCUUCAGAUAUUCUUGUUCAAGUACAAGAAUUAUUAACUCUCAAAGAUAGAAGUGAAUUAGAAUCUGACCAUCACGACACUCUUUUCAACAUUGAACAUUUUAAUGAUUAUGGUUUUUCAUUGGGUGAAUAUCGUGAUGGUAUUACAAGUGCAUUCCAUUCAGAGAAUGUCAUUAUUCAUGCAUUGAAGAAUGAAAAGGAAUUGAAUGAAAAGAAUUUGAAAUCUCUCAUUUCUCAUCUCAUUGAAUCCAUCGAAGAAGAAAAUAUUGAAUCGAUUGAAAAGUAUUCUUUUAUUUUAUAUGAAUAUUUGUGUCAGAAUGAAUGUAAUGAUCAUUCACUAAUAGAUGAUUCUAUUUUCAGUGAUUUGGUUGAAAAUUACUUUAUUGAAAAAGUACAAGAUAGUGAUGAGGAAAUGAUCUUGUUAUGGUAUUGGAGAUUGUUACAAGUCAUUCUCAUGAAAACUCGAAAUGAAGAGUGGAAUUUAAAAAUUCAAGAAUUAUUUUUACGAGAUGAUUUCUUGAAAUCACUCAAAUCACAGAGUAGUGUGGUUUAUGUGAUGGCAUGUUCAUGUUUACUUGAAAGUAUUCAAUUAUCUUGUAAUGAUGAUCAUCACUCAACAACCCUCAAUGCAUUGAAACAAAUUGUGAGCGACAUGAUCGUUGAUGAAGAUAUUGAUGAAGGUAAAUUCAUGAUUCAAUACAUGUUGCAUCAAGUACCAUUUGCAUUACCACUCCCAACACCAAAAGUUGAUUCAGUGAAGGCCAAUGAAACAUUUGCUCCAACUCAAUCCAAGUAG